GGGGUGAGCACACAGAGGCCAGUCCUGGGCACACCCGGCUCCAGCUCAGCCACCACCAUGUCUCUGACCAAGGCUGAGAAGGCCAUCAUCCUGUCCAUGUGGGGCAAGAUCUCCACUCAGGCGGAUGCCAUUGGCACCCAGGCCCUGGAGAGACUCUUCGCCAGCUACCCCCAGACCAAGACCUACUUCCCGCACUUCGACCUGCGCCCGGGCUCCGCGCACCUGCGCACGCACGGCGCCAAGGUGGCGGCCGCCCUGGGCGAUGCGGUCAAGAGCAUCGACAACAUCGCGGGCGCCCUGUCCAAGCUGAGUGAGAUGCACGCCUACGUUCUGCGCGUGGACCCGGUCAACUUCAAGCUCCUGUCCCACUGUCUGCUGGUGACGGUGGCCUCGCACUUCCCCGCUGACUUCACGGCCGACGCCCAUACCGCCUGGGACAAGUUCCUGUCCAUCGUGUCCUGCGUCCUGACCGAGAAGUACCGCUGAGCGCCGCCGCCAGGCCGGGGCCGGCUGCGACCUCUCCGCGGCUCCAGGCUUCUCCAAACCCUCUAGCUUCCCCCCUGAGACGCCAAUAAACGAAUGCACGCCCA
This is a messenger RNA of Felis catus (domestic cat), 590 nucleotides long. RefSeq names its product hemoglobin subunit zeta. The transcript is spliced from 3 exons. Gene Ontology annotation, cellular component: haptoglobin-hemoglobin complex; blood microparticle; hemoglobin complex. NCBI's taxonomy places the organism in Eukaryota, Metazoa, Chordata, Mammalia, Carnivora, Felidae. Gene Ontology annotation, molecular function: heme binding; organic acid binding; iron ion binding. The coding region runs from base 58 to 486 and encodes 142 amino acids. Gene Ontology annotation, biological process: oxygen transport; hydrogen peroxide catabolic process. The record is from RefSeq and is a predicted model, not a curated record.